This is a messenger RNA of Lineus longissimus, 929 nucleotides long. Its product is annotated as molybdenum cofactor biosynthesis protein 1-like. NCBI's taxonomy places the organism in Eukaryota, Metazoa, Nemertea, Pilidiophora, Heteronemertea, Lineidae. The record is from RefSeq and is a predicted model, not a curated record. Gene Ontology annotation, biological process: Mo-molybdopterin cofactor biosynthetic process. Bases 1 to 879 code for a protein of 292 amino acids. The transcript has 2 exons.
AUGUCUGCCAUUCUUGGACUUACUACACCAGUGGUGAAUGUGACUUCUUCCAUAAGAGAGACUAGUAACUUAACCAGGUCCUUUCAAACAACAUGUCUUCCAGUUCGUAUGUAUCAUGUAUCGUCACUUCGUUGUGCCCCUGGCAAGAAGUCCACAGUCGAGGGUGAUGCCCAAAAUCAUUCGUCGUCUGUUCAGGGCCCAUCUGACAAGAAUAUUCCUGAUAAGGACGAUCCCAAAGAUCAUAGCGAUGUGAGCGCUUCUGAUGAGUACUACAAGAAUUAUUCGAAGAUUUUCUCAGAAUUCGAUACACAUCGUGACGCGGAAGCUGAAGUUGUUGAUAAAGAAAAAAGCUAUUUUGCCAAGUACUCUGACACCUUCACUCAGAAAUUUACUCAAGAUGACAUGCCUCUUAAGUUGACACACACUGAUUGUAAUGGUAGAGCUGUUAUGGUGGAUGUUGAUCACAAACCUGAGAGUUCAAGAGUCGCAGUUGCCAGGGCAACUGUUUACCUUGGUGACGAGGCGUUUUCAUUGGUUAAAGAAAACAAGAUGAAAAAGGGCGACGUUUUGACUGUGGCGCAGUUGGCGGGAAUCAUGGGCGCAAAACAAACAAGUAAUUUGAUACCGCUGUGUCAUAAUCUUCCGAUUAAGAAAGUCAAGGUUGAUCUUCAUCUUGAUGAAGGAAGAAACGCUGUUGUUGUUGAGUCCCAUGUAAAGACGUUCGGUCAGACAGGAGUAGAGAUGGAGGCGCUGACAGCUGUCUCCAUUGCUGCUCUGACGGUGUAUGACAUGUGUAAAGCCGUCACUCAUGAUAUCGUUAUUAGUGAUGUUAUGCUCGUGUCGAAGACUGGAGGACAGAGAGGAGACUUCCACCGUUGAUUUUUAUAAAUUCUAAGUACAGUUUUCAUAAUUUGAAUUUGAAUUUGAAU